ACACAGAAAGUGGUGAACAGCUGUACGAGUGUCCAAUGUGCAGUCUUACCUGUACAAACAUUCAGAUUCUUGAAGAACAUGUGGAUUUACACCUAGAGGAACAUAGCUUUUCAGAAGGUGGAAACAUAAGAGAUCUAGAACUGGCUCAGCGACUCCAAAUUGAAGAAGAUAAACGGCAGAGAUCAGAAGAAGAGAAGCGGGAGAGAGAGGAGUUUAAAAAGCUGCAGAGACAGUAUGGAUUGGAUAAUUCUGGAGGCUACAAGAAGCAAUUCAUAAAGAAUAUGGAAAGGGAAGUUGAUAGAGGAAGGAUGCAGCCUUUUGAAUAUCACAAGAGGAAAGCUGACAUGAUGGAAUGUUUGGCCUUUGGUAUAGAUGAUGGGAAAACAAAGACCUCAGGAGUCAUUGAAGCAUUGUGCAAGUACUAUCAGAAUGAAAACAAAGAUGUAAGGCAUGUGUGGCUUUCAACAGGAGUAGAUCACUUCCACUCAUCUUUGGGCGACAGAGGCUGGGGUUGUGGUUACAGGAAUUUCCAAAUGCUCCUUUCCUCACUGUUGCAGAACAGCUUGUAUAACGACUGCUUGAGAGAUACUGCACUAAUUCCUAGUAUACCAAAGAUUCAGUCCAUGAUUGAAGAUGCCUGGAGAGAAGGCUUUGAUCCUCACGGGGCAUCUCACUUCAACAACAGAUUACAUGGUUCCAAAGCAUGGAUAGGAGCAUGUGAAAUUUAUUCACUGUUAACCAAUCUCAGGAUAAAGUGUCAAAUCAUUGACUUUCACAAACCAACUGGCCCUAUGGGUACACAUCCUCGUUUAUUCGAGUGGAUUUUGCGUUACUAUUCUACAGAUAAUGAAGGUGGUGCAAAGGUAGUGUGUACUUCCAAACCACCUGUCUACUUGCAGCAUCAAGGUCAUAGUCGUACUGUUGUUGGAAUAGAAGAGAAGAAGAAUAAAACCUUAUGUUUGCUCCUGUUUGACCCGGGAUGUCCUUCCCAAGAAAUGCAGAAACUGCUAAAACAAAACAGUGAUGGUACUAAUCUCAAACUACUCCGGAAAUUUGUGGGUAGCCUAAAAGAAAAGCAAUACCAGAUAGUGGCUGUAGAUGGUGUACUGUCAUUGGAAGAGAAGGCUGCUCGCUGCCGUGCUUCACAGGUCUUAACAUCAGAGAAGAUUCCUUAA
Messenger RNA from Tauraco erythrolophus (red-crested turaco), 1175 nucleotides. The record is from RefSeq and is a predicted model, not a curated record. NCBI's taxonomy places the organism in Eukaryota, Metazoa, Chordata, Aves, Musophagiformes, Musophagidae.